This is a messenger RNA of Etheostoma cragini (Arkansas darter), 2934 nucleotides long. It is a transcript of the gene uxs1, whose product is annotated as UDP-glucuronate decarboxylase 1. The transcript has 15 exons. Gene Ontology annotation, molecular function: NAD+ binding; UDP-glucuronate decarboxylase activity. Gene Ontology annotation, cellular component: cytoplasm. Gene Ontology annotation, biological process: D-xylose metabolic process. The record is from RefSeq and is a predicted model, not a curated record. Lineage: Eukaryota; Metazoa; Chordata; Actinopteri; Perciformes; Percidae. The coding region runs from base 877 to 2136 and encodes 419 amino acids.
CCUUAUAAAGUAUAGUAAAUAUUUGGCACAAUAGUAUACUGUUUCAUUAGUCUAUUAAUGGCAACAGUCAUAGUAAGCUUAUACAAAUUAAUUAAACGACUAAAACAAGCGUCACGCAGUCUCUGCAGGAAAAGUCAGGCUGCUAAAUCGAGCAAAGACUAAUCGCUCAUCUGCUAUUCUUCGGCCCAACUAAGAAGAGCAAACUCCGGCACGUAUGCAUCUUUACGUCGUUAAAAUUAACAGCUUUUUUAUUUUCCCGGUAGUUAUUUGAAUAUAAACGUGAGGCAGGACUGGAGACUGUUGUUCAUAAGCGGCAGCAAUGAACGGAAGAAAUAUACGCUAUCAGUUUAUUAGCUUGCUAGCUAGCUGUGUCUGAUUGCUAAUGUGGUGCUAACGCACAAGCAUUUGGCUUCACAGUGUUAUUUGUUACUGAGGCGUUGCUGCAGUUUGUAACGUAUCUUUAAGAUAUCCAGUUACGUAAAACAUGAUGUGUUGUAGCUAAUAUACCUGUUUACUUAGUCGGUGGACUAAGGUCGCUGAUAAAUAAGUUUAUAUGUAGUUGUGAGUGUUGACACUACACAGUGUAGCCUGGUAACUUAACGUUACUGUUUGCUACCUAUGUGUACAGUUACCCUGCUAGCCACGUAAACUGCUUCUCCUUGGUGUUGACGUAGCAACAGCCGCUUGCCUGUCCUGUCAAGCUAGUUCUAAUUUAUAUAAAUUAGGAGCACCAAGUCAUUGACAGUCUGCCCAAUAAACCAAGACAUAAACCAAGACUCGAAGUCCACCGAGGACAUGUAAAAUUGUGACUAAAAAUGCUGUAGCUGGACUUGAACGUGUGGCUCGUUGGGUUCCUGGUCCUGUUGCAUUGAGCGGAUGAUGAAGCGGGUCAUCUGGCUGAUAUCAGGAUUAAACAGAAGAAUGAUGAAGCUACUUUUUGCCCUCGCUUUGAUCGCCUACAUUGCCUCUGUCUGGGGAACAUAUACGAACAUGAGAUCAAUACAAGAACACGGAGAAAUGAAGAUUGAGCAGAGGAUUGAUGAAGCUGUGGCUCCUCUCCGAGAGAAGAUUCGUGAUCUGGAACAAAGUUUUUCUCAGAAAUACCCACCCGUGAAAUUCUUGUCAGAAAAGGAUCGGAAGAGAAUUUUGAUCACUGGUGGGGCUGGUUUUGUUGGUUCCCACCUGACUGACAAGCUGAUGAUGGAUGGCCAUGAGGUGACCGUGGUGGACAACUUCUUCACAGGAAGGAAAAGGAAUGUGGAGCACUGGAUUGGCCACGAAAACUUUGAGCUCAUCAAUCAUGAUGUGGUGGAGCCUCUCUAUAUUGAGGUGGAUCAGAUCUAUCACCUGGCGUCUCCAGCCUCCCCUCCCAACUACAUGUACAAUCCCAUCAAAACACUCAAGACCAAUACCAUUGGCACUCUUAACAUGCUUGGUUUGGCCAAACGUGUGGGCGCCAGACUUCUCCUGGCUUCUACUUCUGAGGUUUAUGGAGAUCCAGAGGUACACCCACAAAAUGAGGAGUACUGGGGGCACGUGAAUCCAAUUGGUCCUCGUGCAUGCUACGAUGAGGGGAAGCGUGUAGCAGAGACCAUGUGUUAUGCCUACAUGAAACAGGAAGGAGUAGAGGUGAGGGUAGCGAGAAUCUUCAACACGUUUGGCUCCCGAAUGCACAUGAACGAUGGACGCGUUGUCAGCAACUUCAUCCUGCAGGCUUUACAGGGGGAACCUCUCACUGUGUAUGGUUCUGGUUCCCAAACAAGAGCCUUUCAGUAUGUAAGCGAUCUGGUCAAUGGCCUGGUGUUGUUGAUGAACAGUAACAUCAGCAGUCCAGUCAAUCUGGGUAACCCAGAGGAACACACCAUAUUGGAGUUUGCUCGUCUCAUCAAAAGUCUAGUCGUGAGCCAAAGUCAGAUCCAGUUCCUUCCAGAGGCACAGGACGACCCACAGAGGAGAAGACCUGACAUCCGAAAAGCCAAGAUGAUGCUGGGCUGGGAGCCGGUGGUGCCCCUGGAGGAAGGCUUGAACAAAACUAUCCAGUACUUCAGCAGGGAACUCGAGCACCAGGCCAACAACCAGUACAUCCCCAAACCUAAAGCCGCCCGCAUGAAGAAAGGACGACCCAGACACAACUGAGGUCGGGAUUCCAACCACAGACUCCCAAAACACCGAAGGAUUUAAGACUCCUCACAGGACCCUUGAAGAGCAACAAUUUUCUAAAACAUAUUGUUGAAUAUCUUUUAGAUUUUUUUUUUUUUUUUGAGAAGUAGAGAAAAACUUUCUCUUUGGAAAAUGUUGUGUUGCCUUGCGUUGGAGCAACACUACGGGAUAAGGGCUUUCCAUACAGGAGCUUGCGUGUUGGAUGGACAAGCUUGGAUCAAAAACAGAUUUUUUGGGGUGAAUUUGUGAUUUUCGUUUUAAAUUGCAGACAUAAGAAUCUUGCAAACAUCUUGCACUGUCCGUCAGUGCUUUGUGUUUAUUUAACCAGUUUCAUGGUGUUUUGUCUGCAGAGGUAAGCUACCUGACUACUUCCACUGGAUGUUUUGUCUUAUCAGUGGCGUCCUGUUCACGCGGCUCACUGCAGGACUGGGCAACUCCUGUAGAAAGACUGUUGCACCAUUAUAAGGUGUUCAUCAGAACAUUAUCGUGUUCUACUUUGUGAAAAAUCUCAUGUCAGGAUAUGCAUUAUCAGAUAAAGAUGCUAUUUUUUUUUUAAAUGUUUCCAAUAUAUUUUGUGUGUGUAUGUGUGAGAGACCGACAGAGAGUGAGACUUAAGGAGUUGUGCGUGACACGUUUCUACAAUUGUUUAGUAGAAGGAAAAAGCAGGGGCCUUUAAUAUGAAGCUACUUUUUUUUUUUUUUACAAUAAUCAAAUGAUAAGAGACAUUAUAUAACAUGAUAUUUCAUACAAAUCAGCUGCUUCAAAACAUUACUC